AUGAGGCCAGGAACUCGAAGUCGUAGUAACAGUCCAUUCGCAAACAAGAAUCCAUUAGCUACUAAACGGGACCGUCAAUCUAUUGGCAAGAAGCCAUUCCUACCAGCGUCUGCAGCAACAGCAGCUCCCAAAUCCCAAACUAUUCGCGAUUUUGCUGACGAUGACAUUCCUACAAGAUCGACCGUAGAUCUACGUUCAUCAUUGACUACUCGAGUCUUGGUCAAUCAAGCCUGGGAGCAAGGAAGAUACUCAGAUCUAUCCAUUCAAAUGCUCGGCAAAAUCUAUAAUCUGCACAAGAUUGUCCUGGUCCAGUCUCCCUUCUUUGUAAGGCUCCUCUCUGAUGACUGCACCGACUUGUCCUUUGAUUAUCAUGAUGAUCGCUGGACUGUCGCUGCAAUGGAUAUAGUACUUCGGGACUUGUAUGAUCUCGUCACCGUGGACAAGCAUCAUAGGAACGCCACUAGAAUCAGUAUGAUAGCUCCUGAUAAUGUCCUACCCGUCCUCUCAGCCGCAUGCUUUAUCGAAUGGCCAGACAUGAUUGAAUACUGCACCAACCUGUUUCUGGAUAGCCUAUCGCUGGACACUGUAAUAUUAUACGCUCGUGGCCUCGACGUAUUAAAGCCACCUCCUCCACCUGAUAUGAUGACACCCUACCGGGAUCAUGGCUAUGCCACCCAAUUACAUACCGUAUACAAGACGCUCCAUGCCUCCUUGCUAUCCUAUGUAUGUCAGCUGAUGAACCAGUCUAGUAUUGGUGCUGUGCUGAGCUCAGAUGAUGCAUUGAACGAGAAUGAAGAUGGCAGUAUAAACCAAACAGGUCUUCCCGAAACUGCUAUAAAGAUAAUGACCCAGCUCCCUCUACACUGGCUGCGUCGGAUUCUGGAAUCUGAUGCGCUAUGUGUAUUGAAUGAGUUUGUAAGAUAUAGGAUGGUAGUCUUAUCUUGGAGACUUCGCACUGGCAGUCCUGGACCAAAAGUCAAAGUAGAAGAAGAGGAAGGAGGAGAGCAGCAGCAGCAGGAAGCUGGAGAGACAGCUGAUACCGAACAUGUACCACCAUCUCGUAUGACUCCUCCGGAAACACCAUUAGUACCCUCGGUAUCAGUAGACGAUCUAGGUCCAACCGACAACGUAAAUCACGACACUGUCCCAAUACAGACUGAAGUCAUGGAUAUUGAUGAAGCAGACGAUGAAGAUGUAGUAGAAACUAGGACCAGCUACAACAACCAGACCGGUUCUAGCAGUGCUGCCACUACACCUACAAAGAGUAAACUCGAACCUAUAUCCAACAAGUUUGGAUACUUGACCUCCCUCAUUGGGAGUGUAGUAGAUACCAUGACACGUAAACCGACUGUAAAUCCAGCCAAACUCGAGCCACCAGCUGAACGAUCCACAGAUAUGGAAAAGGACAUCGAAGCUCAACAAUCUGCACUCAUCAAUGACGGUGAUGAAGAUGCUGCAUUUUUGGAUUUGUUGCAGGGUGGAAUCAUUUAUACAUACAUGACUUUUGAUCAACUGCAGCUGGUUCGCCGAGACUGUAUUGUCCCUGAGCAAGAACUCUUCCAGUCAUUGUGGCUCCAAACAGCCUUGACAAACCAACCUGGUGCAUCUAGCCAUCAGCUACCCUCCAUUCGACUAGCGGACUCUACCCUACUUGGCAAAAGAAAGAUACCGCCUUUUAGAUUUAGCGUCGUAUUCAGGAAUGUAAUCAAGUCCUUCCAAGAAGGGGCUCUUGAAGGACAUUGGAAUGUAUCCUCGGAUCCUGUACAAUGUGCAGGUAUACAAUAUCGUGUAGUAUUGUCUAUGGUCGAACUCGCUCCACCUGCUAAAGCCGAUAAGGAUGACGACGUCGAGGUGGUCAUAGGAUCUCCUACUAAAUUAGGUCGUAAAUCUGAAGAACGUCAAGCAACUCCAGUAGCAGCAGGAGCAACUACCAAUGAUAUGGAUGUCGAAUCAUUAGAAAGGGAGGGACAGCAACAGGAAGGAGCAGAUCACAAGGAGGCUGGACAAUCUAAUGAAGAGCCUGUUGCAGCACCUCGUGAAUUGAGAGUUAUGUUGCAGAGAAAGUCCACUUCUGCAAAUAAACGCAAGAAUGAUUUGGCUCCUAUUGAUUACCGAAUCUAUGUGUUUGAUAAGACCAAUUUUGAGGUGAAAAGGGAUUGGUGGAGGAAGUUCCAUCAAGCUGUAACUGUAUGCGACAAGGAAGGAUAUGGACAUACCUCUCGAUUGUCUGUUGGCGAUUGGAAUGGUAGUAGUGAGACGCUGGCUGAUGUAAAUGUUGAUGAAGACAAUGAGGAUUUAGUGUGGUGUUGUAUUGUCGUAUCGACAUCGUAG
This is a messenger RNA of Synchytrium microbalum, 2331 nucleotides long. RefSeq lists its product as uncharacterized. NCBI's taxonomy places the organism in Eukaryota, Fungi, Chytridiomycota, Chytridiomycetes, Synchytriales, Synchytriaceae. The record is from RefSeq and is a predicted model, not a curated record. The transcript has 4 exons. Gene Ontology annotation, molecular function: protein binding. Bases 1 to 2331 code for a protein of 776 amino acids.